AAAGCCUGGCUGCACACGCAUCUACCCACAUCUCUCUUCUUGAACCACCUCUUCUUGCACGGGCACGAUGGCGAACGAAAAGGAACUCUCGAAGGCGUCCAGCCAUGUGAAUAAGAACGACCGUGACCGCAAGGUCGGCAUGUCCUGCGCCGAAUGCAGGAGAUCGAAGUUGAAGUGUGAUCGCACCUUUCCGUGCUCAGCAUGUGUUCGUAGGGGGUGUGCCAAUAUUUGCCCUGAUGGUACCUUGGCUGCGACGAAGGGCAAUAAAGUCCUGCAAACGCAGAACGAAACGCUUCUUCAGCAGGUCAAGCGGUUGAAUUCACGCGUUCGGGAUCUGGAGUCUGCUUUGAGUAAAACACAGGCUCAAAUUUCACCUCAACCUCACCCACUUCUCGAAAAUGCCGAACGGUCCCCAGACUCCGAUGCGAACGCAUAUGGGGAAGAGGACUCCGAAAAAGAUGGUGCUGAAGAAGCGGCUGAUCUCGUAGGGUCACUUUCAAUUGGAGAAGAGGGUCAAACUCGAUUCCAUGGACAGUCUUCAGCGUCAGAGUUCUUGCAAACUCUUCUUCCUGGCUCCGAGGGAGAUCCUCAUCAACCAUUGCACUCCCAAAUGUUGUACAGGAUUGGCCUACCCUUGUUUAUCAUUGAUCUCAUCAAUGCCUUCCCCUUCAACGUAAUUACCCCAGAUCCGGAAGCAAAAUCUGCUAUUUUGCGUCACUUCCCUGAUCAUCAAAAAGCCUUGGCUCUUUCCCUUAUUUACUUCGAACAUGCGGGUUGUUCAUUCCAAGUGAUUCAACAGGAACUCUUUGUCCCCAAUCUCCUUGAAGCACUCUUGCAAGCUUCGAAAGGAGAGACAAGUGGAGAUAGACUACAUGCACAUCAAGUUGCCCUCAUUUACCUUGUCCUUGCAAUCGGUUCCCAUCUAAAUAGGGAAGAUAGCAACGGGAAAGCCGAUGGAGAGAAGUACUACCUACUAGCAUGCGCGGCAAUGUCGCUAAGCCCCAUUGUCAAAGUAUCAACGAGUGCAUCGUUACAGGCUCUAUUUGUCAUGGUACAAUACUUCAAUUGUGUUGAUAGCCCAGCAUGUGAGCGCCGAUGGCUCGUCAGCGGGGUCAUGUACCGUCUGGCCUAUUCAAUUGGUCUUCAACGCGAUCCUGCCGCAUGGAAACUUAGUGAAGAGGAGACGCAGCGCCGUCGCACACUCUUCUGGGAGCUCUAUGCGUGGGAUGCGUGGAAUAGCAUCAUCUACGGACGACCGCCUUCAUUGAAUAUCAGUUACACUGACUGUCGCUUCCCUGAGGACAAGUCGGAGAUAUAUAACGCCAAAGGCGAGAGAGAGAUGGGCUAUGAAGCAUACAAGCACCGCUUCGCGGCUUUCAUUUUUGCGCCGGUCUUGAGCCAUAUCUUUAGUGUCCGUCAACAAAGCUAUUCGGCAGUCCUCGAGGUCGACAUCAAGCUACGGAAACUGCCACCACCAUCUUGGCUUCUCGCUCCGACUCGGGGGAAGGGUGAGCCAGUUGACGGAAGAGCAUGGAACACAGAUCCAACGAAGGCUAUGCAACAGUACUGUGUCGUCUGCUACAGGGAAGCUACGUUGCUGUACAUUCAUCGCAAGUACUUUGCAACAGCGAUCAGGAUGAAUAGUGUAGACCCUCUUGCGACCAAAUAUGGCGCAUCCGUGAUGGCAGCUUGCAGGAGUGCUUGUCUCCUGUUGUCUAGUCUACGAUCGUUGUAUGGUGUAUAUCCUUGUAAAGCCUCAAAGCAGCCGUUCUUUUGGUCUGCUGCAUUCUCCUCGAUCAUUGUUUUAGGAUGUUUAGUGUUCAAUGCUCCGGGCUCCUCGCUGGCUGCUGAUGCACUGAAAGCCAUUGAAGAUGGCGUUGAGCUGUACAAAAUGCGGGUGUUUGAAGACAAUUUACCAAGUGUCAAACUAUUAUCGUCAGUACGAGACGCGGUAAAGUUCAUGUUCGAACAUUAUAAGAGACACGGACGGGAAGAUAAGGAAGAAGCGGAACGCCAUGGGCCUGACUGCGCAACUAUGCGCAUCUUGGAAGGAAGCACAGUCUUGAUCAAUAUGGAACAAGUGAAGGGGACCGAGUCAAUCAAGCCGUUACCGAUCUCGUCAGGGGCCUCACCGUCAUCGCUUUCUGAAUCUUCCGACGGGACGCACGACUACCGUUCUUCAUCGCUAGGUGCAUCUUCUCACUCUAGCUUGGAACAGAAUGCAGGAGACAUACGGAUGCUGGACUUCUCAGGGGUGUAUUACGCCGGGGACCCUUCGACUGUGCAUCACAACCCGGUUUUCGCAGCAGCAUCAUCUGUGUAUGAACCUCUGCUUUCCAUUCCUGACGAGCCUCAUAAAAUAGGCGCCCCGCAAGAUGGCCUUGCAAUGGCGCAGAACGGUAGUUUGUACCCGAUGACGGGAGGUUAUCUACCUCAGUCCGAACCUAUGAUCAUGCAGGACGCUGCUGCUAUGCCCCCGUACGGUGCACCAGGAAUGCAGUACGAACCAACGACGGGCAUGGCGGACAUGUACCUGCUAAAUCAAAGCGCAUACGUGUCGCAGGCAAAUGGAAUGCACGACCAGGCAACGUGGGAGAGGUUCUUGAGUGAAAUGGGUAUGUCUGUUGGAAAUGCUUAAUUUCUUUCUUCCUUUCUUUCAGCUUCGACUGCGUCGGACCUAAGGAUGCACGUUAAUUUCAUUCUGUUCUAUUUCUGUCUUAAUAUCUAUUUUUUCUCGGCUUUUCUCGAUCUUUAUUUGCUUAUUUGCUUCUCGUGUAGGAACGUAGGGUAUCGGCUUUGCUUUUUCUGCUAUCUUUACUUCUCCUAUUUUAUCAUCUAUCAUUUGCUGUACUCUAAUACUGUACAUACACAAA
Fomitiporia mediterranea MF3/22 is the source of this 2873-nucleotide messenger RNA. RefSeq lists its product as uncharacterized. The record is from RefSeq and is a predicted model, not a curated record. NCBI's taxonomy places the organism in Eukaryota, Fungi, Basidiomycota, Agaricomycetes, Hymenochaetales, Hymenochaetaceae. Gene Ontology annotation, biological process: DNA-templated transcription; regulation of DNA-templated transcription. Gene Ontology annotation, molecular function: DNA-binding transcription factor activity, RNA polymerase II-specific; zinc ion binding; DNA binding. Bases 68 to 2638 code for a protein of 856 amino acids. The transcript has 15 exons.